This is a messenger RNA of Colletotrichum phormii, 2785 nucleotides long. RefSeq lists its product as uncharacterized. Lineage: Eukaryota; Fungi; Ascomycota; Sordariomycetes; Glomerellales; Glomerellaceae. The transcript is spliced from 4 exons. The coding region runs from base 433 to 2589 and encodes 718 amino acids. The record is from RefSeq and is a predicted model, not a curated record.
CAUCACUGUUGCCUCAAUUAUUUGUGGCAGUGAUGGAUGCCCCGAGAACCUUUGGCUCGGCCCCCCAGGCCACGUUCCAUGACAUCCCUUAAGAUCAACGAUGGGAGCCCCUCAAGAGGAUCAUCAUCGAGGCCUUUUUGGGGGAAGCCACAAGCUGACCUCUCACGUUCCCCAAGCUUUCCGAGUUCAUGAAGAAGCAUCAUGGCUUUGAUGCAUCGGUGGUCAACCUCUGUCCCGAGAAUAGCCCCUGUAUAACCUUGUCAUCUAACGCACGCCACAAACAGGCCCGCCCAGUAUCGCUAUCGCCUCGGCCAGUGGAACAUCAGAAAAAAUACAAAGAAGGAAGAGAAGACAGCUGUGAUCACAGCUAUAGGGAAACGUAAUCGACCGGGAGGGAGAGUCUCUGACGUGGAGAUUCGACAAGGAGAUAUAAUGAGGCCUGUGGACAGCAAGCAGGUGAAGCGAUUUAUCAAUGACACUAUUUGUCACCACUCUGCUCCGCCAUUGACGCCUGGCAUAAUAUUGCAAUGGAACCUUCCAUACGCAGCGUACCGAGCUUCCCUUGUGAGGCAGGACAAUCACGCCUCUCCAUUCAGCCACAACCCACCAACCCCGCAGUACCUUCACGUCAAUAGCCCUGACACAUCAGCUGGCCGGGGUGAAAUAUCAGACAUUCUCACUCCGACCUCUGCUUUGAUUCGGAGGAAGACAUUAUUAGACCGGUCCAGCUUGCUUCUACAGGGCCGCAGGGAAGAGUGGUUGGGCGGGUGCAACAACAAUGACAGAAGAACCAUCUCUGACUGGCUUCAUGACUACUGGAUGCACUGCUUCAUGACAGCCAAAUUCUGGGGGGUUGGCCCUCAAGAAUGGACAGCGGGACUGAUCUCAGAGGUCACAACUGGCUCAGGCGUCAUUGGGACACCUGACGCCUUGCAUUCGAUGUCGCCUUUCGCAAGGGUCUCUAUUUUAUCACCACAGGAAACCCCUAUAACUGAGAAUCCACGACCGACAGAUCUCUGUCGUUGGGUAAUCCACCACGAAGACACGACCGAAUGGCCUACCUCUCAAACUUCUCGGUCCUACCAGAGUUCCAUCCAGGAAGCCUUUACAUCAAGCCGAUUUAGCGCCAUUGCACCGAAUGAAGUACCGAUCAGCAACGAGGUUAUUGCGGAGGUCAUAUCCAAGUCACCUAAGCAACUUUCAUUAGAUUCAUGGGCAUUUGCGAUAAUGACUGGCAAUUUGGACCUUCUCGGGAAGCUUCAGCACGAAGCUGGGUCCAAACCCGACCUCGAUUUCGCAGAAAUCCACCCAUAUCAUCUCGCAGCAUCAUUCGUCGACGGAGGCAAUGUCUGCUGCCUCGUUCUUUGCUACCUUACGAAAGCUUUGAGUUAUUCGUAUCCGAUCGCAUUGAAAAACCUUGACUCCAAUGGACAUACUGUACUAGACGCUCUCAUGAUUUCGGUCUUGCGUUCCCACACAGAUUGUCUACCCGUGGACGUGAGCACAAGCUUUAUUCAUUGUACUCGUUUCCCGGGCGAAGAGAAGGACAUUUGCGGCCACUGGGAUGCCGAUUCACCAGCUAUACGACAUCUUCAUUCAUCUGGACAACCUCGAGUCCCUGCACAGUGGAAGCAUGCAUUUUGUCACAGUUCUGUGCAGGCUAUUUGUCACAACAUAAUGGCGAUCUUCUUAUCAUCAUCGGCGCCGGAUAUCAACGCUUUCAGCGGCCUUUUCCGACGGCGUUGUACUAGCUGUGGGCUCGAGAUGCAGCUGGGGCCAUUGCAUACUCUUGUAGCCGUUGCAUUUCAUUUGGCAGAGAACGGCAAGAAUGGUGAAACGCUGUUUGGAGCACUGGCUUGUCUAGUUUGUCUUUUGGCACUUGGAGCUGAUCCUGCUCAAGUAGCGGAUCUAUCAGUGCUUGACGUGUUCUCGUCUCCAGAUGAGGGAAGUUGUGGUCAUCGACCCAUGACCGCAAUGGAGUUGGCAGAAGAGGUCCCACAAGAAAUCAUAGAUGACUGGACACCUUCUUGUCAGGUUGGCUGGAGGUGCCUGGUGCUGAUUCUUCGUCACGCAACGCCAUCGCCGCAAGGAGACAGCCCUUUCGGAAAGUUUAGCAACCGAGUCAGCGUCUGCCAGCUUCCCGGCCAUGACGAAACUUGGGAGAGCGAGAACCCAAAUAGUCAUGAGGAUCCCGUUUCGUACGUUUACUGUGCCUUCCAUAGGUCUCACGGAGACUACUUGAACAUGGCCCCCAUCAACCAGAACCUGGGCACUCUAUGGGCGGCGAUCCAAACAGAGCUACACUCAUACCGUAAGGUCACUGAUCUCGAUCCCAACAUCUCUGACCACUUUCAGUUAUCUUCUCUCUUGAAAUGGCUGGAAGAGGAGACUGACGACUUCGAGACUCCACUGCUCACAGAAGAUAUGAUGCAGAGGCAUACGCCAUGUGGAUGGUUUCUCGGGAAACAGAGUUUGUUUGGGGUCAUGGCACCCGACAUGUGUUCGAGGUAUUUCAUGAACAUGGAUAUCUGGUCACGGGCCUCCUUUGUGGAGGAAAUGGUUCCUGGGGACUGUGAACGUGAAGUCUGACGUUUAGAAUCAUAAAGAGACUGCGACUUACGUCUAUGUAAAUCUUUCAAGUGUGAGAAUGGUGAGACGCUAUACCGAAACAUCACCAUAGAUCUUGUGGCCCAGGCAGUAUCAAGGGGGCACCAGGCUACUGAUUAGUAACCUUUUCCUACUAGUAUGUUGCAUCGCUCGGAACAGAUGCUAUUUUCAAAUUCUG